CCCCGCCCCCCCGCGCGCGCCGCCGCCGCCAUGAGCGGGGGGGGCGAGGGACCGGGACCCCCCCCGGGACCGGCACCGGGAUCGGCACCGGGACCGGCACCGGGACCCCCCCCCGGGGCCGAGCGGGGCGGGCAGCGCGUGCGGGGUCGCGUCCUCGCGGCCUGGAACAGCGUCAAAUACGGCUGGACGCUGCGGCCGCGGCCCCACUUCAGCCCGCGGGACCCCCUGUACCUGCUGGGCAGGGUCUACGCGCCGGGGAACGGGGAGGAGCUGGCGCGGUUCCGGCGGGAUUUCUGCUCCCGCCUGUGGUUCACGUACCGCAGCGGCUUCCCCGCGCUGCCCGGGACCCCCCGGACCACGGACUGCGGCUGGGGCUGCACCCUGCGCAGCGCCCAGAUGCUGCUGGGCCAGGGGCUCGUGCUGCACCUGCUGGGCCGGGUGUCCCCCACUCCCUUCCAGACUGGACGUGGCCGGAGGCGCUGCUGGAACUGGAACCGGGGGGGACCCGGAGGAGCCGUGACCCCCCAGGCCGGACACGGGACCCCUCGGGACGGACACGGCCUCCCCGGGAUGGCCCCAGGGUUCCCUGGGAUGGACAUGGAUCCCCCAGGCCGGACACCGGAUCCCCUGGGUGGACACGGGACCCCCCUGGGAUGUACCCAGGACCCCCCAGGACGGAUGCGACCCCCCCAGAAUGGACAGGGACCGCCUGGGGUGGAUACGGGACGCCCCAGGAUGGACACGGAGUCCCUCGGGGGGACACGGGACCCCUCGGGACAGGCACGGGACCCCCCGGAGAAGCUCCGGGACCCCCCUGGACGGACACGGCCCCCCCCGGGAUCCCCCCGAGCCCCCCGAGACGCGGAGCAGCGGCACCGCGCCAUCGUAUCCUGGUUCUCCGACCACCCCCGCGCCCCGUUCGGGAUCCACCGGCUCGUGGAGCUGGGCCGGGAGUUCGGGAAGAGCGCCGGGGACUGGUUCGGCCCCGCCAUCGCCGCGCACCUGCUGCGGGGGGCCGUGGAAUCCUGCACGGAGACCCCCGGGCUCGCCGUCUACGUGGCCCAGGACUGCACCGUUUACAAGGGGGACGUGGCUAGGUUGGUGCGGGGCGACCCCGAGGGGGGAACAGCGGGACCGGGAGCGCCGGGACACGGGACACCGGGAGCACCGGGAGCCUCGGGACACGGGACACCGGGAUCAGGAACGCCGGGACAGGGGACACCGGGAGCACCGGGAGCCUCGGGGCACGGGACACCGGGAUCAGGAACGCCGGGAGCGCCGGGGCAGCGCCGCGGCCUCGUCCUGCUGGUACCGGCGCGGUUGGGGGGCGAGAGCCUGAACCCCGUGUACGUGGAGUGUGUCAAGGAGCUGCUCCAGCUCCGCUCCUGCCUCGGCAUCAUCGGCGGAAAACCGCGGCACUCGCUCUUCUUCCUCGGCUUCCAAGGCGAUUCCCUGCUCUACCUGGACCCGCACCUCUGCCAGGCCAGCGUGGACACGGCCCGGGAGAAAUUCCCGCUCCAGUCUUUCCACUGCUGUUUUCCGCGGAAAAUGCCCUUCGGGAAGAUGGAUCCCAGCUGCACCUUCGGCUUCUAUGCCGGCGGGACGGAGCUGGAGCAGCUCUGGGGGGACCUGGCCCGGGUGCUGGCCCCCCCCUCGGCUCCGGAGCGUUAUCCCAUCUUCACGCUGGCCGAGGGUCACGCUCAGGACCAGGCCCUGGACACCCCCCCGGGGCCGCCCCCUUCCCUGCCCCGCCAGGGGAAACGCCCCAAAAAACCCAAUUCCGACGAGUUCGUUUUCCUCUGAGCCCCCCCGGACCCCCCGAACACUGGAUCGGCCCCGGGAGCUGCAGCCGCGGCUCGGGGGGGCCGCGGGCACCUCCCCCCCUCAAACUGGGGCUGCUUUGGGUCACUACUGCCCCUCCUCCACCCCGGGACCCCCCAGCUCUGGGGACUCCUCACACUCCAAUUUGGGGACCCCCCCAAAUUCCCGGGGUCCCCCGAAUUCACUGUCAGAGGCUGCUCAGGGUGGGGGGGGGUUAUUUAUUGCUCCACUCAGGACCCCCCCGGCCACGCCCCCCCCCCAAAUAAAGAGAACUUGAAUCGA
Corvus hawaiiensis (hawaiian crow) is the source of this 2103-nucleotide messenger RNA. It is a transcript of the gene ATG4D, whose product is annotated as autophagy related 4D cysteine peptidase. NCBI's taxonomy places the organism in Eukaryota, Metazoa, Chordata, Aves, Passeriformes, Corvidae. The record is from RefSeq and is a predicted model, not a curated record. Bases 31 to 1803 code for a protein of 590 amino acids. Gene Ontology annotation, molecular function: protein-phosphatidylethanolamide deconjugating activity. The transcript has 10 exons.